CCUCGGUCAUCCAUCACGUUCUCUCUCACAUUGGUACAAUGGGUUCUGACCUGUGAACUCCAAUGGUGGAGUUGCGCGGCCGACCGACCGUUCUUCCCCACCUUGAUAACUGGCUCUUCAGGGGAGAACUGCCGAUCCUGCCGAUUCCUACCCAUUGCGACCAGCAUAAAAGGUGCGCCCCUUCCAUCCUGCCAAACUUUGCUUCAGGCUGUUAGGCACAUUCUUCAGAGUUUGAAGUGGCUAAAGUCAAUCUUCUUAUUCCUCAUUUCAAUUGACCAUGUCUCUCCGAUCUGCCCUCCUUCUCGCCACGGGCCUGUCCAUGGUCCAGGCCCGACCUGCCACCUCCAAGCUCAGUGCACGCGGCACCAUCGCCAGCGACGAGAUCGUAGGCUUUGAUCAGACGGUCCCUGACGAUGCUACAGGCACAUUGUACCUGAACUACCAGCCAUACCUUUACGUGGUGAACGGAUGUGUGCCGUUCCCUGCCGUUGAUGCGGAGGGCGAUACCAACGCAGGACUAGCCCCCACUGGCGCCUCCGACGGUGACUGCAGCUCCUCGACGGGUCAGAUCUACGUCCGCAGCAACGUCUCCUCCACGGGCGACUACACCUACCCGACUGCCCUGCUGUACAGCUGGUACAUGCCCAAGGACGAGCCCUCCACCGGUAUCGGCCACCGCCACGACUGGGAGGGCGUGAUCGUCUGGAUCUCCGACCCCACUGUCUACACCGCCGACAACAUCCUGGCCGUGUGCCCUUCUGCCCACGGUGGCUGGGACUGCUCCACCGAUGGGUACACGCUCGACGGCGUCAAGCCGUUGAUCAAGUACGAGAGCAUCUGGCCCAUCGACCACUCGUGCGGGCUCACCACCACCGUCGGCGGGACGCAGCCGCUGGUCGCCUGGGAGAGUCUGCCCUCGGCUGCUAGCACGGCGCUGUCGGAUACGGACUUUGGGAGCGGGAUCGUGCCGUUCAAGGAUGCUACUUUUGAUGAGAACUUGGCGAAGGCUACUUACUGAUUUGACUCUAAAGAGGGGGCGGGGCUUGUGGGGUUUGCAGGAUGGAAAUAGCUGCAAUGUUUCCGCCACGGAAGCAUUUUGGUGAAUGACUUGCGCUGCUGUACAUAGGUGGUAUAUUAAUGCUGAAAUGCCAGGGUUGUACUUAUGGUUAUGUGAAUAUAAAGGCUAC
This is a messenger RNA of Aspergillus uvarum CBS 121591, 1187 nucleotides long. RefSeq names its product NPP1 family protein. Bases 278 to 1018 code for a protein of 246 amino acids. Lineage: Eukaryota; Fungi; Ascomycota; Eurotiomycetes; Eurotiales; Aspergillaceae. The transcript has 2 exons. The record is from RefSeq and is a predicted model, not a curated record.